AUGGGUUACCCAGAAACCGCAACUGGAUUCGUCAUCAAGGAUCCCAAGCAAUGGCAGACUUUCCACAAGGAAGAAUUCAAGCUCAAGACAUUCAAGGAAGAUGAUGUUGACAUCGCAAUCGACGCCUGUGGUGUUUGUGGUUCCGACGUUCACUCUAUCACCGGCGGCUGGGGCGAAACUCCUCUCCCUCUCUGUGUCGGACACGAGAUCAUCGGCCGUGCCGUCAAGGUUGGCAGCAAGGUCAAGGACAUCAAGGUCGGCGACAGAGUCGGAGUUGGUGCACAGGUCGGAGCCGACCUGACUUGCGACAACUGCAAGGCCGACCAGGAGAACUACUGCCCCAACCAGAUCGAUACCUAUGGUGCCAAGUUUGACGACGGCAUUGUCUCUCAAGGUGGCUUUUCAUCCCACAUCCGCGUACAGGAAUAUUUUGUCUUCAAGAUCCCCGAGAACCUCGACACCGCCAUUGCAGCACCUAUGCUGUGCGCUGGAUUGACAACAUACUCCCCUCUCGUCCGUCUCGGUGCCGGCCCUGGCAAGAAGGUUGGCAUUGUUGGUAUCGGUGGACUCGGUCACUUCGCUCUGAUGUGGGCACAUGCUCUUGGUGCAGAGGUCUUUGCCAUUUCCCACACCAAGGAAAAGGAAGCAGACGCAAAGAAGCUCGGAGCCGACCACUUCAUUUACUCUGGAGAAAAGGACUGGGCCAAGCCGUAUGCCUUCAAGUUUGACUUCAUUCUCAACUGCUCCGAUAUGACCCAAGAAUUCGACAUGUCUGCCUACCUCAGCACUCUCAAGGUUAUGGGCCGCUUCCACAACGUUGGUCUUCCCGACUACGACCUCCCUGCCAUGAAGGCGCAAGACUUUGCUCCCAACGGAUCCUACAUCGGUGCCAGUCACAUUGGCAACCACCCCGAGAUGGUCGCCAUGCUUGAGCUUGCUUCGAAGCAAAACAUCAAGUCAUGGAUCGAGACGAUCCCCAUUUCAGCUGAAGGCUGCGCCAAAGCUGUCACUGGUGUCAAGGAGAACAAGGUUCGCUACCGCUACACUCUGACCGGAUUCGACGAGGCAUUUGGCAAGCGCUACUAG
Molecule: messenger RNA, 1086 nt
Organism: Aureobasidium melanogenum CBS 110374
Lineage: Eukaryota; Fungi; Ascomycota; Dothideomycetes; Dothideales; Saccotheciaceae
Product: NADPH-dependent medium chain alcohol dehydrogenase
Exons: 6
Coding region: 1-1086 (361 amino acids)
Biological process (GO): alcohol metabolic process
Molecular function (GO): zinc ion binding; alcohol dehydrogenase (NADP+) activity
Source: RefSeq, a predicted model, not a curated record